Molecule: messenger RNA, 993 nt
Organism: Anopheles coluzzii
Lineage: Eukaryota; Metazoa; Arthropoda; Insecta; Diptera; Culicidae
Product: axoneme-associated protein mst101(2)-like
Exons: 1
Coding region: 1-993 (330 amino acids)
Source: RefSeq, a predicted model, not a curated record
AUGAACUGCGUUGCUUGCAAUCGCCCUGACGAAGCAGAGGAUAUGGUGUCAUGUGACAAGUGUGGAGAGUGGCAACAUUAUGGGUGUGCAGGAGUCGACGUUGAAAUUAAGCACAACCGGUGGAUGUGUGAAAAGUGCAGUUCUGGAGUGAAGACCACAGUUGAUUCGAUGGAAGUUACGAAUCACGCAGAGCAGGUCGGUGGAAACGUUAAAGGAGAGCUUAAGAGUAGGAGCGCCACGCGGUCGGCAAAGGAACGAUCGUACGACGAUGAUAAGCGCUCUCUGAAAGAGGAGCAAAGCGUUUCUAACUCCGCUGUGACGAGUAGUACUGGUGCGACAAAGAAGCGGUACAAGGACGAGAAGCUAUUAUCGACAAGUGGUGUAGAAGAGCGGCCAACGGUAAUCGACGGGCGGUCGAUCGUGUGUAGUGCAGCGGUUCGACGGCGUGAUGAGGAUACGUUGUCGAAGAAUAGCGGCGUAGCGGAGCGGCGAGAGGAAAUCGACGGACGGUCGAUAGUGCGUGAAACAGGUGAGCGGAUGCGUGGUGACGACACGCGGUCGAUGCUUAGUGAUGGAACGGAGCGGCUGGAGGUAAUCGACGGGCGGUCGAUCGUGCGUAGUGCAGCGGUUCGACGGCGUGAUGACGAUACGCUAUCGAAGAAUAGCGGCGUAGCGGAGCGGCGAGAGGAAAUCGGCGGACGGUCGAUAGUGCGUGAAACAGGUGAGCGGAUGCGUGGUGACGACACGCGGUCGAUGCUUAGUGAUGGAACGGAGCGGCUGGAGGUAAUCGACGGGCGGUCGAUCGUGCGUAGUGCAGCAGUUCGACGGCGUGAGGAUGAUACGCAAUCGAAACGUAGUGGCGAGACGGAUCGGCGUGAGGAAAUCGGCGGACGGUCGAUAGUUUGUGGAACGGGUGAGCGGAAGCGUGGUGACGACAUGCGGUCUAUGCGUAGCGAAGUGAUGAGACAGCAGGAUCAUUUCAACGAUACAUGA